Messenger RNA from Drosophila erecta, 228 nucleotides. RefSeq names its product fe-S cluster assembly protein DRE2. Lineage: Eukaryota; Metazoa; Arthropoda; Insecta; Diptera; Drosophilidae. Bases 16 to 228 code for a protein of 70 amino acids. The transcript has a single exon. The record is from RefSeq and is a predicted model, not a curated record.
AGGCCGAGGAUCACCAUGAGGCAAGCCACAAAGUUCAUAUUCGCACUGUUGAUCGCCCUGGAGUGCUUGACCCUUGGCGACCCGGCGCCCAUCGGCGAGCAUCCGGAUCAUGCCGGCUGCAUACGGAUAACCAUCAUCAAGCGGCCUUUGGCCACCACCACGACGACGACAACCACUACCACCACAACAACCACUACGACCAGGGCAACCACAGUGGCCACUGGCUAA